AGAGAGAGAGAGAGAGGGAGAGAGAGAGAGAGAGCAUCAGCACUCUGCACCGCACACUCCCACCAACACACAUUUCAUUGUCCCACAGCCCGGACACACCGGACAGUUCCUCUCUUGUCUGAAACCUGAUUUAAAAUAACGGAUUUUGCUCUUUUGUUGCCUUUAAACCGACUCAUUUCCAUGAUCAUGACCCGGUAACCUGAGCGUGGAUCUGCACCGGGUUUGACUGAGCGACACCUGCUUUCACACACACACACACACACUCUCACUACCUCUCUCUCUCUUUUCUUUCCACUCUCUUUUGUCUCUGGCAUCUCUGCAGCCAGCAGCGCCCAGGAGGAGGAGGUGGAGGAGGAGGAGCGGGGUGUACCUGACACCUACAGCCGCGCGUCGCAGCUCUCUUCUCCCGCAGAAACACCUCGGAGUGGCCGCCACGAGUGCCUCCUGCUCUCGCCCCGGUUGUCUGUGUGUUAGUUCACCGGAGCUCUGUGCAGUUUGAACCGGGGGAGCAGCGCCUCUGCUGAACAGACAGAAAACUAUUUAAAAUCAACAAAACAGAGACAGGGAUCCUCUGAGAACUCCUGCUCGAUUCACUCGAACCUCGGGUCUUCAGGAUUUUUCUCCGUCUGACUGCAAAAAAUAAGAAAAAGGACUACACCUCAGAAGAUGCGACUCCCGGUGCUUCUCUGUGUGGUGAUGUGUUUGUCCGCAACACCGGGCCCGGUGGCCGGGGCGGACAGAAGCUGCGCCGACCUGCGGCAGUUCUACACGGGGAAAGGAUUCACCCUGGCCGGGGUACCUCAGACCGAGAUCUCCGGUGAACAUCUGAGGAUGUGUCCUCAGGGUCCGACCUGCUGCACCAGCGACAUGGAGGAGAAUCUGGCUGGCCUGACCGCCCAAGAGACCGAGGGACUGAUCAGAGAGGCCGGCAGGUCGCUGCAGGCUGCUUUCAAUGCUCUCCACAGGAGCUUCGACACCUAUUUCACCGAGCUGCACAGUCACUCUGAGCGCGCCCUCCAGGAGGCGCUGUCUCCACUCGGCCCUCUGUACUCCCAGAACACCCGUCUGUAUGGAGACCUCUACAGCGACCUGCGACAGUACUACCGGGGCUCCGCUCUCAACCUUGAUGAGACCCUGUCUGAGUUCUGGUCCCGCCUUUUAGAGCGUACAUUUAAAACCUCCGCCCCUACAGAUGUCAGCCUGUCAGAGGAUUACCUUGAAUGUGUUGCUAAGCAACAGGAGACGCUGCGGCCAUUUGGAGACAUCCCUAGGGACAUGAAGGCGAAGGUGAUCCGGGCUUUUGUCACAGCUCGGUCGUUUGUCCAGGGGCUGACAGUCAGCGGAGAGGUGGUCAGGAAGGUCUCCCAGGUUUCUUUGAGUCCAGAGUGCACGAAGGCCCUGAUGAAGCUGGUUUACUGCCCUCACUGUCGCGGCCUGGCCUCCGUCAAACCCUGCUCCAACUACUGCUCCAACGUCAUGAAGGGUUGCCUGGCCAACCAAGCCGACCUGGACCCAGAGUGGCAAAACCUUAUAGACACCAUGAUCCAGGUGGUGUCUAGUUUCAGCACAGAGCCCAGUCUCGAUGUGGUUCUCUCCUCCAUCCCAGCUCGGAUCUAUGAGGCUGUUCACUACCAGCAGGAAAACAUGGACACUUUCACAGCAAAAGUGUACCAGACGUGUGGAACUCCUGGUGAACCAGGGACAGGAAGUCCCACCCCUCAUGACCAGAGGAGGAAGAGUGGCUCCCUGACUGCCUCAGAGUACAAACCCUCCCCGACUGCCGGACUCAGACUGGAGAUGCAGGUAUCAGACCUCUCCAGUAAGCUGAGGGAGAUGCGACAGUACUGGAUCCAGCUCCCCCCAGCACUUUGCAGCAAACUGGCUGCAGGAGGCACCAAUCAGGAUAAAUGCUGGAAUGGCAUCACCAAAGCCAGAUACCUUCCAGAGGUGAUGGGUGAUGGCUUGGCCAAUCAGAUCAACAAUCCAGAGGUGGAGUUGGACAUCACGAAGCCAGACAUGAUGAUCCGGCAACAGAUCAUGCAACUCAAAAUAAUGAGCAACAGGCUGAAAAACGCAAUGGAUGGCAACGAUGUGGACUUCCAGGAUGCUAGCGACGACAUUAGUGGCUCAGGAAGUGGGAUGUGCGUGGGUGGACAGUGUCCUCGGAACAGGCCGGGAUUGUAUGCCUACUCGCCAGACAACAACCGAGUCAGAGGCGCAGCCACAUCUCAAACCUGCCUCUGUAACCUCACACUCCUGCUCCCACUGGUCAUCCUGCUGCUUCAGCGAUGAUGGACCGCUGCUGCCUCCAUUUGGACUCUGAAGUCCAUAGCAGGGCUGAACUGUGGGACAGACAGAAAGUGGGGUUUUGGUGGGGGGAGGAUUGGAAAGUAACUUUGCCAAAAAAAUUGAAAAAAGACAUUUUGGGGAGCAAAUGGACAAGAUUUUUCUUUGACCAAGUGGAGCAAAAAUUGACAGUGACAAUAUUCUUUAUUUUGUUUUGCUCAGUUUUCAUGUCUUAGUUUGAGUGCGAUUCAGUUUGUUGAGCGGGUUUCAGUGGAUUCUUGGGAUGAAGAUUGUGAGAGAAGAAGAAGAAUGGGAUGAAGAAGAGGAUGACAACCUUACAAUGAUGAAUGAGGAUAUUGCUAAUGAUUUAUUGACGUUCUAUCAGGUCCAUUGUAGCUCCAGUGUCCAGUCAGUGGGAGGCACAGCUCAGUGAAAAAAUGUUUAGUGCCCCGAUAUGUUGUGUGUUCGACAACACUUUUUUUUUUAUUUUCAUUUUUUAACUUGAGGUCGUCUACCUUAACAAACAUUGUGUAAGCUGUAAAUGUUUGUGUACAAUAGCUAAAAGACUGGCACCAUAUUCAGCCAUGAAUGUACAGUAUAAUACUAUAUUGGCAAUGAACCCCCCCCCCCCCCCCAAUAAUCUGUGAUGUAGUUGUCCAGAUGUUUUGGUGUGUGUUGGCAUAAACAGAUACAUUCAGUGUGAUUUGUUUCAAAUACUGCAGAUAAAUUAUCACACUCCUGAGAUGUAUGAGAUGUUGUGAUUGCAAGAUUUUACCUCACCUUUACUGUAUACCCAAAACAAAAGAAAAAGGAACCGACCACUUUUUUUUAACAACUCAUCACCUUUGUAAAGAAAUAAGCCGUUUCAUCAAAGCACCUAUAAACAAGCACAGACUAGCAGUUUCCUCAAGUCCUGUAAAGUUGCAUUGCAUUUGUGACGACACACUCACCAGGUUUUGUAACUGCAUAAUGGUAAAAAGAAUUGUAUCAUUAUGAAAAAAACAAGGUUUUCAGUUUCUGUACAUACAGUACAGGAUAUCUACAGAGUAUUGACAACAUGUGUAAAUUAACCUGGUGAUAGAACACUUACUUGGCAUGCCUCUUUUUCAGUCUACACUACUAUUCUGGUACAUAUGGGACUUCUGAUUCACACAAAUGACAGACCUCUUGCACACACAUUUACACACACACUGGGGUUGUGUAUUAAGCUGGUUUUUAUUCAUAAGUGUAUUGAAUCUCACAUUUCAUUCAUUAAACUCUGUUUGAUUGUCGCAGUGAA
This is a messenger RNA of Lates calcarifer (barramundi perch), 3565 nucleotides long. Its product is annotated as glypican-1-like. Lineage: Eukaryota; Metazoa; Chordata; Actinopteri; Centropomidae. Gene Ontology annotation, cellular component: cell surface; extracellular region; synapse. The record is from RefSeq and is a predicted model, not a curated record. Gene Ontology annotation, biological process: regulation of protein localization to membrane; cell migration; negative regulation of fibroblast growth factor receptor signaling pathway. Gene Ontology annotation, molecular function: fibroblast growth factor binding.